Molecule: messenger RNA, 1914 nt
Organism: Sphenostylis stenocarpa
Lineage: Eukaryota; Viridiplantae; Streptophyta; Magnoliopsida; Fabales; Fabaceae
Source: the annotation of a GenBank genome assembly
AUGGCUACCCACGUUGCUCUUCUUCGUGCUCCUCCACUUUCAAUCUCCACUCAACGCUUCCAUGUCAAACAGAUUUGCAUAAAUGGAAUCAAAUUCUCCACCACCACUUCUUCUUCUUCUUGCUUUCCAUGCUCCAUAACAACACAAAGAGGGUCUUUUUCCUCGGUGAUUGCAUCUUCCUCUUCAAAUGGAAGAGACCCGGAUUCGGUGGAUGAUGAAGAGGUACGAAAAGUGGAGCGCAUUCUCGAAGAGAAACGACUAGCAGCAUUGUCUGCUAGGAUUGCCUCAGGGGAAUUCACCGUGAAGCAGAAAUCUGUUUUGCUUUCUAUAAUGGAGGGAUUGGCAAAGGUGGGGGUGCCCAAUGAAGUUCUGGAUUUUUUGUUUGGUUGGGUUGAAGGGGGUGGUGUGUACCGCAAAAUUCCUGAGGCAAAAGGGUCAAUCAAAGCUAUUCGAAGUGUUGCCUUCUUCAUUCCCUUGUAUGAACUUUACCUCACAUAUGGGGGGAUUUUUAGGUUGACGUUUGGACCAAAGUCCUUUCUGAUAGUAUCUGAUCCGACUAUUGCAAAACACAUAUUGAGAGACAAUUCAAAGGCAUAUUCAAAGGGCAUCUUGGCUGAGAUCCUAGACUUUGUAAUGGGGAAAGGUCUCAUCCCAGCUGAUGGUGAAAUAUGGCGAGUUAGACGCCGUGCUAUAGUCCCAGCAUUCCACCAGAAGUAUGUAGCAGCUAUGAUCGACCUUUUUGGACAAGCUGCAGAUAGGCUCUGCCAGAAGCUAGAUGCUGCUGCAUCCGAUGGAGAAGAUGCUGAGAUGGAAUCACUUUUCUCUCGAUUAACCUUGGACAUCAUUGGAAAGGCAGUAUUCAAUUAUGAUUUUGAUAGUUUAUCGAAUGACACUGGUAUAGUUGAGGCUGUUUAUACUGUACUGAGAGAAGCAGAAGAUCGAAGUGUUGCUCCAAUUCCAGUAUGGGAUAUCCCAAUAUGGAAAGAUGUAUCACCACGUCUAAGGAAGGUUAAUGCAGCUCUCAAAUUGAUCAAUGAUACGCUUGAUGAACUGAUAGCAAUAUGUAAGAGAAUAGUGGAUGAAGAAGACUUACAGUUUCAUGAGGAGUACAUGAAUGAACAAGAUCCAAGUAUUCUACACUUCUUGUUAGCGUCAGGAGAUGAUGUAUCAAGUAAGCAACUUCGUGAUGACUUAAUGACCAUGCUCAUUGCUGGACAUGAAACAUCAGCUGCUGUUUUAACUUGGACCUUUUAUCUUCUAUCCACGGAGCCUAGAGUCAUGUCCAAGCUCCAAGAAGAGGUUGACUCUGUACUUGGUGAUAGAUGUCCAACUAUUGAAGACAUGAAGAAACUCAAAUAUACGACCCGAGUGAUCAAUGAGUCAUUAAGGCUUUACCCACAACCACCUGUGUUAAUUCGUCGCUCUCUUGAGGAUGAUGUUCUUGGCGAGUACUCUAUAAAGAGAGGUGAAGAUAUUUUUAUAUCUGUGUGGAACCUGCAUCGCAGUCCAAAACUGUGGGAUGAUGCUGACAAAUUUGAACCUGAAAGAUGGCCAUUAGAUGGACCAAACCCUAAUGAGACGAAUCAAAGCUUCAAAUAUCUUCCGUUUGGUGGAGGACCAAGGAAAUGUGUAGGUGAUUUGUUUGCUACAUACGAGACUGUAGUAGCUCUUGCAAUGCUUGUUAGACGGUUCAACUUUCAAAUGGCGGUUGGAGCUCCACCUGUUGAGAUGACUACUGGAGCUACAAUUCACACGACACAAGGGCUGAAGAUGACUGUAACACACAGAAUAAAACCUCCUAUUGUGCCCUCAUUACAGAGGUCAACAUUGGAAGUGGAUUCAUCCAUAAGCCUUUCUGAGCAGGAUGAAAUAAGUCAGAAAGGCCAAGUUUAUCAGUCUCAGGCUCAGCCCUAA